AUGCAGUUCAACGAGCACCUCAGCGGGCCCCCAGCUGGCAGUGCCAAGGAUGACACGGCAUACUGGCAGGCUUUCGUAAACCAAUUCUUCUCGCAACAGGCAACGUUCCGGUUAAUACCCCUCAAGACAGAACCAAUCGACUGUGGCGAUGGCUCGAAACACCACGACCUGCCGCAAUUUGACAUCCCUCAAGUCGCAUUGGCGCGUUUCUUCCAGCUCAGCUUCGAGGGUGGUAUUCGCAGCAUGACACUAACUCUGGGCAAGGGCACUGUUGACAAGGGCCUCCCCGGCAACGGACACUACAUUGAGAAUGGCAAGUCAUCGUUCAUCCAGUGGAUGGACGACUCCCAUGUCGUCUGGCACGGCAGCUUGCGCGUGCACUUCGACGGUGAACAGAAAUUUCAACUUUUCGAGUUCAACAUUACGAGUCACGACGAGUUCCUCGCCCAUGCCUCUGUCCUUGAGGCGGCCAAGCCGUCUCACGAAUGGGGCAAGCAGUGGAAGAACCUGAAUGACCCUGCUCCCGGGGCCAAAUCUCCCGAGAUGAGCAAGAAACCGAAACCCAAGACGAUGAAGUCUCCUCCCGGGCCGCCACCCGACAUUGCGCUGUCGGAAACCAUCAUCACACGCCAAGGAGUGCCCAAGGGCGUGUCCCCGUUUUUGGAGAUGUGUGAGGUUAUGGGGUACAUGACCCCCUUGUUCCACCAAACGCAAGCAAACCCGGGUGUCGGCCCAUAUGCGGCGCUCGAGCAAUACGUCAACACCGUCAUUUCUGCCAGCGGUCAGGUAGCCAUGGCGAAUGGCCAGGGCAACAUCCCCCAGCAGCCCCGGACACCAAGCUUUGGUCAAUUCGGUAUGGGGGCCUCGCCAGCUGCGGCGCACAUGGCCCUCCCAGGGUCGCCGCACAUCGCGAACACUGGUAGCCCGGCUCAAGGUCAGAUGCAGGCUCCUGCCAUGCAGCUGCAAGCCAGUCAACAGGGCACGAGCUCUAGCGGACCAAGCGCCAACACGAGCCCUGCCAGCAACAAGCGGAGGCGGCCGUCCGGGGUCAAGACAGAGGACGACGGCGGCAAUGCGAUAGCUGCCGGAGGCCAAGUCAAUGGCAUGGGAGUUGCGAAAAAGCCUGCGACGCCACGCAUGGCGAAGCGCGCCAAGGGCAACCCCGCUUAG
This is a messenger RNA of Microdochium trichocladiopsis, 1170 nucleotides long. Its product is annotated as LIM-domain binding protein-domain-containing protein. The record is from RefSeq and is a predicted model, not a curated record. Gene Ontology annotation, biological process: positive regulation of transcription by RNA polymerase II; negative regulation of transcription by RNA polymerase II. The transcript has 3 exons. NCBI's taxonomy places the organism in Eukaryota, Fungi, Ascomycota, Sordariomycetes, Xylariales, Microdochiaceae. Gene Ontology annotation, cellular component: transcription regulator complex; nucleus. Bases 1 to 1170 code for a protein of 389 amino acids.